AUGCAUAUAUUGUGUGAGAAACAGGAAGAUGACAGACAAGGUUUCAUACAGCUACUUAAAGUGUCAGUAAUGUGUGGUUUUCAAGAGGUGAGCAAAUUGAAAGUAGAGGAUUGUGGCAGUUAUGCUACAUGUGAUGACUGCCUGGCCUCCAGGGAUCCCUUCUGUGGAUGGUGUAGUCUGGAGAACAAAUGUAGCAGAAAGAGUCGGUGCAGUGAUGCAGAUGGUUCAGGAAGAUGGCUGCCAUUUGAUAAUGGACAGUGUACUAAGAUCAACUCCAUCUCACCCUCCAACACACCCCUGGCCAGGCCAACACAGGUGAACCUCUCCGUAAGCCUGCUACCCCCAGGCCAGACUUACAAGUGUGUAUUUGAUACUACAGCUGUCAGUGCCACAGUCACUGGGGGGAACAUGGUGACAUGUGACACACCCACCAGCUUUCCUUCUAUACCAACUAGGGAUGGUAAGGAGGACUCUCAUUGA
Messenger RNA from Lingula anatina, 480 nucleotides. RefSeq names its product plexin-B. Gene Ontology annotation, cellular component: semaphorin receptor complex; plasma membrane. Lineage: Eukaryota; Metazoa; Brachiopoda; Lingulata; Lingulida; Lingulidae. Gene Ontology annotation, biological process: regulation of cell shape; negative regulation of cell adhesion; regulation of cell migration. Gene Ontology annotation, molecular function: semaphorin receptor activity; protein binding. The record is from RefSeq and is a predicted model, not a curated record.